AUGGGCAGUGCUUGCUCAGGUGAGCUGAACGACAGCAAUCAGGAGCUUCUGGCCGUGGACAAAGCAGAGGCUGCGCAGCCUCAAUUGAAAGGCACAGCCGUCUCCACGAACACCCUAUGCGAAGUGUUCAGGCAGUGCGAUGCGAACAACGAUAACUUUGUCACCCGGAUAGAACUGAUCAAGGCCUGCAAGAGCCACCCAGAGAUCGCGCAAAUGCUCGGGAUACCCGAGAAUCUGCGGGAUAGCGCGCGUGCUCAGUUCGAGCAAGUGUAUCAGGCCUUGGAUGCCGACAGUGAUCGGAAGGUGUCGCUGGAUGAACUGAGAGCUUAUUUUGUUCGAGCGGGGUUUCAGGUCACCGAUGACUAA
This is a messenger RNA of Symbiodinium sp. CCMP2456, 366 nucleotides long. The record is from the annotation of a GenBank genome assembly. NCBI's taxonomy places the organism in Eukaryota, Dinophyceae, Suessiales, Symbiodiniaceae.